Molecule: messenger RNA, 1052 nt
Organism: Capsicum annuum
Lineage: Eukaryota; Viridiplantae; Streptophyta; Magnoliopsida; Solanales; Solanaceae
Product: protein SPIRAL1-like 1
Exons: 4
Coding region: 253-789 (178 amino acids)
Biological process (GO): cortical microtubule organization
Cellular component (GO): cortical microtubule, transverse to long axis
Source: RefSeq, a predicted model, not a curated record
AUCGAUUUCUCAUAUUUUUGUGUAUUUUAUGGUGUUUCCUGUUUCUAUUUUCUGUUCUUUUACUAUUUGGUGUUUUUGAUAUUAUCGAUUGUGUUUUGUACUUCCAUUAAAUAUUUUUUAGACUGAUUUUGUGCUGAGCCAUUGCUCUAUACGAAACAACCUCUCUACCUCACCUCUAAUGUAGAAGGUAGAGAUACGGUUUGUGUAUACCCUACGCGCCACAUACUUUAGUGGAACUGCACCGGCAAAGAUAUGGGUCGUGGAGUAAGCAGUGGAGGAGGACAGAGUUCAUUAGGAUACUUAUUUGGGGAUGGUGAGGCCCCAAUACCAACCAAAACAAAUCCCCAGGCUGUUCAAAGUGAAGCUCAGCCAAUAAAUAAGGAGCCAUCUUCAAAACCUGUUGUUGCUGCUCCUCCUGCUGAUGCUACUAAGCAGAUUCCAGCAGGUAUUCAGAGUAUCAGGGCUGAUGGUCAAAACACCGGCAACUUUAUCACGAGGUCUGUGUGGAUCUUAUGUCGCAGCUAUUUGCAAUGGUUUCACUCAAUGUGUUUUGGGUUAUCAUACAUUGAUAAGGUGCAGCAAACUCCUUUGACAUAUCUCUCAUGUUGCGACUUCUUAAGGAAUUAUCGAGGAUACAAGUUCUUUGGACCGGCCAUCUACCAAAGUCCAUGCAGCUCCUGGUGGUGGAUCUUCUCUGGGGUAUCUCUUUGGUGGUGGCAGCAGCUGAUAAAGAACUUGGAAUCACCUAUUGUUGUUUUAUUAUUUCUUAUACCUCACCUCGUCUUUUAACUAUCUUGUCAAUGUAAUUGUGAGUAUUGCAGAAUGUCGUGUUGUUUUAUGUUUCCUACCUGAUGGGUGAGUUUUUAGAGCCAAAGGAUAAGUGGUUCAGUUGCACAGCCUUCUGUCCAUAAUCGCAGUUGACCGCCAUGAUAUUCCAAAUUACUCUCCUUGUUAUAUGUGGCUUUCAAUUUCUUGUUGCCUAAAUACAGUACUCUAAUUAUACUAUGGUUCGAUGGGAAGUGAAUAAAAAUAUACUUUUUAAGUUUACAAAA